AUGGGGAUAGUUAUACCGCUAGCAUCUGUUUCUGGGUUUUGGGUUCUUGUGGCUUUAUGUUCGUUACUAGUUCCCAAAGGGCCCAACCGAGGUAUUAUUCAAACAAUGAUUAUUUUAACUGCUGCGUGUUGUUGGCUUUUUUGGAUAUUAGUUUAUUUACAUCAGCUCAACCCUCUUAUUGGACCUCAAAUACCAGUAAGAACGAUCCGGUGGAUAAGCGAGAAAUGGGGAGAUGCUCCAGAACUAGUUGAUAAAUAG
Messenger RNA from Enterobius vermicularis (human pinworm), 258 nucleotides. The record is from the annotation of a GenBank genome assembly. NCBI's taxonomy places the organism in Eukaryota, Metazoa, Nematoda, Chromadorea, Rhabditida, Oxyuridae.